AUGCAUAUUGGCGGUGAAACUAUGAAUGUAGAGUAUCAAGAUGCUUUACUUGACAAGAUUACUAAAAUUCGAGCUGAUCCAAAUAUUUGUACUGUUAUGCAAUCAACUGAACCAGAACCAUCUAAUUCAACAGCAAAUUAUAAUCAAUUUGAUUAUGAUGAUAUUGCUGAUGAUCAAGAACAAAACGAACAAUUUUCCACGUACAUAUCUCAAACUACUCCAUCAAGAAAGAAAAACGACAGAGUAAAUAUUGGAAUUUCUAUCGAUGAAGCACGAAAACCUGCUCGCCACGGUAUUUUAAGAUGGUUUAAAUACCUUACAACAUCACUUCUACCAACCAUACCAACUUGGUCUAAACUUCGUAUUUGUGAUCUUAGUCGCCAUCGACAACGACUUGUUAGAUCAUUUGAAUGUUUAAUGAUUCAAGAACCAGAGCAACGAACCACUGCAAACAGCGAACGUCGUAUGGGAAUUUUAAAAAGAGCACAACUCGAAACACAAUUAAAACCAAUAGAAGAACAUUGGAGAAAAUCCAGCAAUAAAAGAAAUUCUGGACGUUAUACCAAGCCUCCAGAUGAUUUUAUUAUUACAGAAUUGAUGUCAUCACUUAUUGCACAAACAAACAAUGUAAAUGCCAAUCUUAUAUUGCCGAUAGUUACUCCAAACUGGUUAAAUAUUGCUAUAGGUAUUUUAAUAUUAGAACGCAUUUUUCACCGAACAAAAUUUAACAUGGUGUAUGCUAUUGCUCGAUGUUCAUCUGAUUCUUCGUCAUUAGAACUUCCUGAUGUAUCAAUAUCUAUUACACUGCAAGAAGCAUGUGAAAUCAUCGAAACUAAUCCUGAUCUUAAUAAACUAAAAGAAACUCUCAUCUCUGAAAUUGCUACUUAUUUUUAUUGUCCUUCAUGCCGUCAAACACCAAAUUCAAUUAUAUCAUCAAGUACUCAAAUUUUUAUUUUUAAACUUACCGUGAACAAUCAAAUUGUGGCUCAUCCAGUGAUUUCGAAAGACAAUGAUGAUUUAACAAAUGAUCAACGAUCUUGUACAUAUUGUAAAUAUUCCACCAAAAAUAUCGAUUUGCCUACAGCAGUCACGAUUUCGAAUUUACCGAAGUCUAUUACAGGCAGACAACUAAAAGAGUCUUUGAACAGUAUAUUUAAUAAUACUGUCAAAAAAGUUGAUAUCAAAAUUGAUAUUGCCGAUUAUUCUACAGGUAUUGCUUAUGUUGAUUUUUACGAUCAACAUGCAAAAAAUGCAUGUCUAGAGUUUCAGGCAAACAAUCGAUUUAUUUAUUUGUCUAAUAAUUUGUGGAAAGGUCCAAUUAAUAUUAAAGAAUAUACUGGUACUGAAGAUGAACAAAGUAUUUUCAAAAUUACAAUGACUGAACCAAAUCAAGUUGAUUCAUUAGCAUUACCCAGGUCAAACAAGCACGGUCGUAAACGACCGUAUACGGAGACAUACGACGAUUUACAUGGUCACGUAUUACGAUCGUAUAUCUCCGUGUCGUAUACGGAGAAAUACGGUGGUAUACGGAGAAAAAUACGAUCGUAAACUGAGAUCGUAUACGGAGUUCGUAUACAAUCUCCGUUUUGCCCCGUAUUUCUACGUAUAUCGUCGUAUUGCUCCGUAUACGGUG
Messenger RNA from Rotaria sp. Silwood2, 1633 nucleotides. NCBI's taxonomy places the organism in Eukaryota, Metazoa, Rotifera, Eurotatoria, Philodinida, Philodinidae. The record is from the annotation of a GenBank genome assembly.